Messenger RNA from Ictalurus punctatus (channel catfish), 3610 nucleotides. RefSeq names its product phosphatidylserine synthase 2 (gene ptdss2). Gene Ontology annotation, molecular function: L-serine-phosphatidylethanolamine phosphatidyltransferase activity. The transcript has 12 exons. Gene Ontology annotation, biological process: phosphatidylserine biosynthetic process. The record is from RefSeq and is a predicted model, not a curated record. NCBI's taxonomy places the organism in Eukaryota, Metazoa, Chordata, Actinopteri, Siluriformes, Ictaluridae. The coding region runs from base 533 to 2002 and encodes 489 amino acids.
UAUAGCUGUAUGUACACUUUCACAGCAGGGGGUAGGUGUAGCUGCUGCUGCUGCUGCGCGCGAGUUAUUGAUAAGCCGCUUUCCCCCCCACGGAGCCGUCGGGAUAAAGAGCGUUAUAAUGCGUUUGUGACACUGGAACAACAGUAAGAUGUUAGUUAUGAGCUGUGUGAGUCGUUAGCCUGAACUGAGAGUAGAUUUUGUUAUUGAACAGAACCGUGUUAAUGACAUGCAGGGCUUUCGGUGUGCCCUAGCUAGGUGACUUCAGUGUUAAACAGAGUACCACCAAACCGGACACUACCAUAGUGCACGUGCGUGUGCGUGCGUGCGUGUGUGUGCGUGUGCGUGCGUGCGUGUGUGUGCGUGUGUGUGUAACGAAGCACCGAGUCGUGCUAAGUGCUAGUUGAUGAAUAAAUGGGAGAAGUUUGUUAGAAGUUGUAGUUAAGUGAGUUGAGUAAGGAUUGUAUAUAGACAAGCUUUUAAUUCUGGUACAGCGUUCACUGAGAAUAUAACCCAAUAUAAAAUAUAUAUAAACAUGGCCAAACCCGAGCCGAAGAAGAGCAGCACUUUGGCCUUCAGUGUGAAAGCUGGCGCGGAGGAGCAGGUCAUUAACGGCCCCGCAGAGCCGCCGGUAACCGGAGCCGCUCACGAGCCGGCAGUCCGAGCCAAACCGGGCAACCGGAGCACCGAGAGUGAAGUGUUUGACGACGGAACCAACACUUUCUUCUGGAGAGCGCACACCCUCACCGUCUUAUUCAUCCUGACCUGUGUGCUAGUGUACGUGACUCUGCUGGAGGAGACGCCGCAAGACACGGCAUACAACACCAAGAGAGGGAUUGUGGCUAGCAUUCUGGUGUUCCUCUGUUUCGGGGUAACGCAGGCGAAAGACGGCCCUUUCUCACGACCACAUCCAGCGUACUGGCGCUUCUGGCUCUGUGUCAGCGUUGUCUAUGAGCUGUUCCUCAUCUUCAUUCUUUUCCAAACGGUGCAGGAUGGACGGCUGUUUAUGAAGUACAUCGACCCGAAGCUGGGCGUUCCUCUUCCAGAGAGAGACUAUGGAGGAAACUGUCUUAUCUAUGAUCCCGGAAACACCACCGAUCCAUUCCACAACAUAUGGGACAAGAUGGAUGGCUUUGUUCCUGCCCAUUUUCUCGGUUGGUACAUUAAGACGCUGGUGAUCCGAGACUGGUGGAUGUGUAUGAUCAUCAGCGUGAUGUUCGAGUUCCUGGAGUACAGUCUGGAGCACCAGUUACCAAACUUCUCAGAGUGCUGGUGGGACCAUUGGAUUAUGGACGUGCUGGUGUGUAACGGUUUGGGUAUAUACUGCGGCAUGAAGACGCUCGGCUGGCUUUCGAUGAAGCCGUACCAGUGGCAAGGCCUGUGGAACAUCCCCACCUACAAGGGGAAGAUAAAGCGCAUCGCCUUCCAGUUCACGCCGUACAGCUGGGUGAAGUUCGAGUGGAGGCCGGCGUCGAACCUGCGGCGGUGGCUGGCGGUGCUCGGCAUCAUCUUCAUGUUCCUGCUGGCGGAGCUGAAUACUUUCUACCUGAAGUUUGUGUUAUGGAUGCCACCCGAGCAUUACCUGGUGCUGCUGAGGCUAGUGUUCUUCGUGAACGUGGGCGGCGUGGCCAUGAGGGAAAUCUACGACUUCAUGGACGACCCGAAGUUCCAUAAGAAGCUGGGCCAGCAGGCGUGGCUUGUGGCAGCCAUCACGGUUACGGAGUUUCUCAUCGUAGCGAAGUACGACCCCAACACCAUCACACUGCCGAUCCCAUUCUUCGUCAUGCAGUGCUGGAUCCUCGGCAUCGUCCUCAUCCUCACAUGGACCGUGUGGCGCUUCUUUAUCCGCGACAUCACACUCCGUUACAAAGAGACACGGCGGCGUAAGCAGGAGGGCUCGCCCGAGCAGGAGAGGUCCCCCGGCGACGGCAGCAAGACCCCCGUAACAUCCGGCCGCAGCAAACUGAACGGAAACACGGAUCCUGUACGACAACGCAAGUCCUGAGGGGAGACACGGUGGAGCACUCACUGCACACUGUGGCACACGCAGCUUGAAGUGUGUGUGUGUGUGUGUGUGUGUGUGUGUGUGUGUGUGUGUGUGUGUGUGUGUGUGUGUGUGUGUGUGUGUGCCCUGACCGUCCCAUUCACCAUCAUUCCAAUGCUCACUGUUCAAACUGUAUCAGGAAAAUGUGCUCGAGGAUUUUUUUUUUUCCUUCCUUCAUGUUUUAUUGUUUCAAGCUGUAAGAUGCAGCGCAUGAGUACAUUUUGAGGUGUGUGUGUGUGUGUGUGUGUGUGUGUGUGUGUGUGUGUGUGUGUGUGUGUGUGUGUGUGUGUGUAUGUGUGUGUGUGUGUGUGUGUGUGUGUGUGAGAGAGAGAAGUGAAAGACAUGUAUGGAAAAGAUGCUCUGCUCUUCCAGAUGCCUUAUACACUCGUACAGAAAUAGAAAAAACGAAGAAGGAAAGCGGGUCCUUAGCUGUAUUUUCCUCGCCGCUGGGACAGUAACGUCAAGGGUACACUCGGCUCCUGUCCCUUUUUAACACGUUUAAAGUACGUUAACCUAAAACAGAAGGGGGGGGAAUGCUCUAGUGUGUGCUCUAGUGGCGAGGAAAGGUGCAGUUUACCUUUCUAGUGCGUAGUCGCAAGUGUAGAUUCUUACUGGACCAUUAACACGUGCGUGUACACGUGUGCUCCAUUUCCAGCGGUUUCCAGGGACUCGUUUCUUAUUUUGCUGCUACGCGAUAAGACACGAGAGUUGUUCAAGUUUAGCUUGCCUUACAGUUUGUUAGGCUUUAAACUGUAACGAUCCUGGAGUACUGCUGUUCCCCACACACAUUCAUACGCACACACACGUCAACAACAUGGCCAUUGUUUUUCUGUUUGUGUUAAACAGGGACUGAUGUUCUCUCAGGAGACCUGUCGCUCUUAUUACACUGUGUUUCUCAGGUAAUUUCCCUUCAGAGUAACAGCCCGAGUGAUCCACGACCGAGCAGUUACACUACACACACACGCACAUAUAUACACACACACACACACACACACACACACACACACACACAUACACACGAGAGAACAAUCUUUCUGCUACACCUGGUCGUCCACAUGGAGGUCUGUUUCAUGAUCGUUGCUGCUUCAUCCUCAGAACAGAGUUAGUGCUCGUGGAAGGCCGUGUACCGACUUCUCCGACUUUAAUCCAAUAAUCUCAUUCAGCGUGCGUUUAGUGAAACGUCGUCUUGCACCUGUGCUCAGUGAUCAUUUUUAAACUGUACAAGUGAAUAUUACAUAGAUCUAGUCAAAGAAGCACAUGUUCUGUGUGUGUGUGUGUGUGUGUUACAGUUCAUAUCUGUAUAAGCAGAAACUGACAAAACCGUUUAAUGUAAUGUAGAACAUUAUAGCUGCUGCUAUUAUAAUCUUAUUACGAAUGUAAACUUUACAUUUAGUUUGUUGAAACGGGUUGCCAGCGCCUUUAGAACAACCUCUUACUACUCGUUUGUGUUACGCAAGGUGUUAUAUGUGUGUGUAUAUAUUUUUUUCUUUUCACUAGGGUUUAAAAAAAGAUGUUCUGAAGUUUCUUUCUAGUAUUUAACUUUAUUAUUAUUAAAACCUCUGUUCCUCA